CACUGCUUUAAAGGGUAAAUGGGGCAUCUGGGAAAGUUUUGCCGUGGCAUGACCAUGUAGCUUGUUGCAUCUGCCCACAUGGGAUACUUAAAGACAGGCUAUUGGAAAGUUCCUAGCCAUUCUGCCUGGAGGGAAUUCCUGAAUUAUGACUGAAGACUCUUUCUGUUUAAUCAGUGGCAUGUCUGGAUUAAACUCCAGUCUGGGGUCUCUAAGUUGCUGGCAGGCGAAUCGAUGUAAUCCUACCUUACCUCUCUGUGGGCUGGUUUGAUUUGUGCCAGGUGGUGGGUUCUUUGGAGCAGCCAAAGCUAAGCUCUGCCCUGGCCCCAUUAGGAGGGGUGUCCCCUCCACACCUCUGGGACUGUGCUGGGUACCGUGUCGCUGUGGUCUGCCACAAAGACUGCUUUGCCCUCCUUUGUUACCUUUUUAAAAGUAUAUCUUUUUAGCAACAGCCCCGGUAGAACAAGUUGUAAAGGCCCCUAGAAAUAUAUGGGAGGUAGGUUUUGGGGGCACAGAAAAUUCUGGGUGCUUGGUGACUUUCCUUCCCCUCCACCUGCCCUCUCCGGUUCUGUGCCACCCAGUCCCAUAGACCUGAGCGUUGUGCUGGGAACCAACGACUUGCGGAGCCCCUCCCUGGAAGUGAAGGGGGUCACCAGCAUAGUGAUUCACAAGGACUUCGAAAGGUUCACCAUGGACAACGACAUCGCCUUGCUGCUGUUGAACACAGACAUCAGGUUCAGCGGCCUGAAGGAGCCCAUCUGCAUGCCCAGGCAGCCCGGCCCCACCAAGUGGAGCAAAUGCUGGGUGGCAGGAUGGGGGCAGACCAAACCUGGUGACAAACACUCUGAGACCACUGACCUGAUGAAAGUGCCAAUGGUCAUCAUGGAUCGGAGGGAAUGUAGAAAGGUGUUUCCAAAGCUUACCAAAAACAUGCUGUGCGCUGGGUAUGAGAAUAAGAGCUACGAUUCCUGCCAGGGUGACAGUGGAGGGCCUCUGGUCUGCACCACAGAAUCGGACAGGAAGUGGUACCAGGUGGGCAUCAUCAGCUGGGGAAGGAGCUGUGGACGGAAGAACAUUCCAGGAAUUUACACCUUGUUAGAUAAUUAUAGCCCCUGGAUCAAGAAGGUGACGGAGGUGGAGGGAAGGCCCUAUGACUCUGAGAAAAUGAGAACUGAGGAGGUGAGCGCUCCUUCCCCAGAGAUACUGAUGAGAUCCAAGGCCUCCGAAUUCCCAGAGCCAGGUGGCCCCAGACUCUGGCUCCUGCUCUGCCUUCUGUCCUACAUGCUGUUCUAAGCCAUUUUCUACUGGUGAUAAAACAAGUGCUAUUCCGUAACCAAGGAGGGUGUGUGAGAAUGUGUUUGAAUGAUUGUAGCCAUGUGGCUACAUUGGGGAGAAGCGAGUAGUGAGGUGGAGAGAACAGAUGUUGACAGGGACUGUUUCUCAAAAGGGCUUCCAAGUGGAGGCCACAAUGACCCCAGUCCCUCCAGUUUGCAUCCUACCAGCUAAGCAGCCUCAGUGGAAACAGCACCUUGUUCCCGACAAUUCCAGUAAGUCUGUGGUCUAAUUCUUGUGACUCAGAAGCCCCACAAAUGACCCGAAAGCUUCUACAUCUGCCUGGAAGCAGACUCCUAUCUCUUGUUAGCCACAGGGCUGAGAUGGCUAAAAAUCAAACUCACAACCUCAUCCUUCAACUGGCUGAAUUACAGGGUGAGCUAUACCCCCAGCCUUGCAGGGUGUCUAUCUACUAUUAAAGGCAUUGGUGGAGAAAGAAUGUGAUCCUGAACAUUUGAAUGGGGAUGUGUGAGAAGACCCUAAUGGAACUGGGACACUGGGCCCCUGAGUUCUGAUGAGUUUUCUUUGCCAGUGGCCACAGUCUCUCCCCGCUCAGUAAGAGGGACCUCUUUGCCCACCCCAGGGUGUUAACCCUGCAUUGCUGAGGAAAGGGCCAUGGCCUUCCCUGAGGCAGCUGUCAAGCAAGACAAUGCUGAUUCUCCUGGGGACCCCACUCCACCGCCCUCCCUGCUUCUAUAACUAGACUCAAGUCCCGGCAAACCCCUACAGGUGAAGUAUAAA
Molecule: messenger RNA, 2070 nt
Organism: Myotis brandtii (Brandt's bat)
Lineage: Eukaryota; Metazoa; Chordata; Mammalia; Chiroptera; Vespertilionidae
Gene: PRSS55
Product: protease, serine, 55
Exons: 3
Coding region: 487-1290 (267 amino acids)
Biological process (GO): proteolysis
Molecular function (GO): serine-type endopeptidase activity
Source: RefSeq, a predicted model, not a curated record